Molecule: messenger RNA, 2909 nt
Organism: Mya arenaria
Lineage: Eukaryota; Metazoa; Mollusca; Bivalvia; Myida; Myidae
Product: monocarboxylate transporter 12-like
Exons: 8
Coding region: 151-1998 (615 amino acids)
Biological process (GO): transmembrane transport; monocarboxylic acid transport
Molecular function (GO): monocarboxylic acid transmembrane transporter activity
Source: RefSeq, a predicted model, not a curated record
GACGGAUGUCAUGAAGUGAUUUACAGAAGAACUAACAUAGAAACUAGUAAGAGGACUCAUUGCGAAUGCACGGACGGAGUUUAAACCGUGAUCCCGUCCUUAGAGCACUGACCACUCGUGGAUAAAAGUCAAAAUCGCCAUAGACGGGAAAUGGCAAAACUGAAAGCAGAAACAUCGGACACGAAAACUGUCAGUAAUGGGAAGGCGUCAGCGGCGCGUGAUGUCGAGACCGGAAGCGGAAAUGGGAGCUGCAGCAGCGGCCUAGCGCCCAUUCCACCUGAUGGAGGAUGGGGGUGGGUGGUUACCAUGGCGUCAUUCAUGGUUGGCGUCAUUGUGGACGGAAUAUGCUUUACGUUCGGUUUCUUCUUUGCGGAUUUCCAGGCGUAUUUCGGUUCCAACCGGAGCACCACAGCCUCCAUCAAUUCUGUCCAGACGGGGACAUACCUGACUGUAGGGCCGCUGGUCGGCGCGCUCGUGAAUAAGUUCGGGUGUCGUUCGGUGGCGAUGGUUGGCGGGGUCGUGACGUCAGUGUCGUUUUUCUUGUGCACGUUCUCCCCGAACGUAGAAACUAUGAUCGUCCUGUACGGAUUAUGUGGAGGUAUAGGGUUCGGUCUGAUGUACCUCCCGGCCAUCGUCAUGGUGGGCUACUACUUCGACAAGCGGCGAGCCCUCGCCACCGGGAUCGCCGUCUGCGGCAGUGGCAUAGGAAGCUUUGUGUUCGCACCGCUCAGCGAGUACCUGUUGAGCCAGUACAGUUGGAAAGGCGCCAUGUGGAUUAUAUCCGCCAUAUCCCUCAAUGGAUUCGUGUGUGCCGCCCUUUACCGGCCGCUGUCGUACACAGAAGAGGACGAGGGAGUUAGAAGCGCAGCUGAGGCUCCAGAAGACGAGCUUGGAGUGGAGGUCGACUCCCGAGUGCCGCUUUUUAAGCCAACACUGAAUAUUGUGAAAAAUAUAACACCUAUAUAUAGAUGUAAAUCACUGGAAGCUUGCAACCAAAAACCUGGUGACAAAACGGCGGAAAUUGCGCGUCUUGGGCAUAGCAUGUUCCUUGAUGCGGAACCUCGCUCCCGGAAGCACGCUAAAGGUCGCCACGUCCUGAAACCGCUAGAGCGGAAGGACAUCUUUUACAGCGGCAGCAUCCAGCAUCUUCCGGAAUAUGUCAAAGCCGGAAAUGAGGAAAAGUUUGUAAGAAGUAUGUUACAUUUGAACGAACAUGAAACUGACGCUGUAAAAGAUACAAAGACAUGUGCAUUUGACUGUCAAAAAGUGUUUGCAGAAAUGUUUGACUUUUCUCUUCUGAAAAGUCCAACAUUCGUCAUCUAUCUCUUCUCGUGCUUUCUCUGUAUGAUUGGUUUCUUUACCCCAUUCAUCUACCUUCCAGAUAUCACGUCCAAAUACGGCAUGUCCUCCUCACAGUCCGCAUGGAUAAUCUCAACGAUCGGAAUAGUGAACACAGUGGCCCGGAUCUUAGUCGGCUAUGUAUCCGACAAGUCUUGGGCCGACGCUAUUCUGAUCAACACAGUUGCCUUGGUGAUCGCGGGCGUCACCUCAAUGUUUGUGCCGUUCUACCGAAUUUACGCCGUCCUCAUUGUGUAUGCGAUAUUGUUUGGGUUUAGCAUAGCGGCGUUCGUUUCGCUGCGGUCCAUUAUAAUCGUGGAACUAUUGGGCAUCGACAAGUUAACCAGCUCGUUCGGGCUUGUGGUCCUUGCCCAGGGGCUCUCAACGUUCGUGGGCUCCCCUAUAGCUGGUGCGCUAUACGAUGCGACAGGCGAUUACAAGGCAUCAUUUUAUCUAUCAGGGACGGUAAUCGCUAUUUCAGGACUGAUUUGUCUCCCUUUGCGACGUUUAAAGCGCUGGGAAGUGGAACGGGAUAAAAAACGGGAAGAGGAGCUUGUUCAAUUAAAACACGGGACGGAAACGGAGUUGCUUAAAAUGUCAAACGGAACAGGAAACAAACAACUGCCUUUUAAAGGUGGUGAAAAACCGUUCCAAAACUAAUAAAAAAGCUUUUUCAAAAUGUGGCUUACUUUAAGUAAGUCAUGUAACGACACCCAAAUUGAACGUUUCUUGUCGUCGGAUAUAAGUGAUUUGAUUGUCUCCAUUGAUCUAUCUAUAAUGCAUAGAUGACACGAGUGGGAAAAUGUCUUCAGAUUCUUACAUUCCCUUUACUUAUAGUGUUAUACUCAAUAGGCGAGUGUAGUGAAGUAUUGGACCGAUCGUUCAGAACUUUGUUUAAAGUGCCAAUCGUAUUUAAAUCAGUUCAUACAAUGAUAAACCUUUAACUACUUACUAAAUGAUGCAUUUGUGGAAAAUAUUACUGAUAACAAGAUUGUUACCAUGUAUUUAAUAGCUGAAAACGCAAAAAUAUUAAGUGAUUGGUGAGUGCUUAUAGUUUUAAAGUGAUCAACUGUCCUCUCUAAUGCUCUAGUAACAGUGUCUCAAAUAUUGUUAGGAAUACUGAAGCUCACAAGCGUAUCCAUUAAACGUUCAGGCCAAUAAAGAUUUAAACAUCAGCAACAAUGACGUUAACAACGUUGUUAACUUUAACAAUGAUCUGAACGAUAGGUUCAUUGUCAUAUUUUGGGGCCCAAGAGAAAAUGUUCAUAUUCACACAAGACGAAGAACCGUAGAAAUAAAGUAUGUUGAAUGAUAAUUUAAUGGAGAAAAAUAUAUUUGAGGACCGGUGUGUCUCGUGCAGAAAUGGGAAAUGUGUUCUGUGAUAAAAUUGUGCAAAAUGUAUUAAUACUAAGUAUACUGUUUUCGUUUUGUUAUAAACUUGUACUACGAUUGUUUUAUACAAAAAAAUCCAUAUUUUAACGUUUGUUCUAAACAUAUACAAUAACUUUGAUUUUUAUUUUAAAUUGAUGUGUAUAUACUAAAUAUAUAUACUUAAUAAAUAAUGAAUGAAA